UUCCUCUGCACUUCCUGCUUUCCACCGCAGCAGUGACAGACGGAACGAAAACAAAAUGCGAUAAAUGAACUUUACUGCUGAGCUGUGAUCAGUGACAGCGUUAUUAACGCUUACUGACAGAUCGUUUAAAUGUCAGUUCUCUGUUCCUGAGGCGUGUUGUAGUACUAUAAAGUCAAACAUGCAGUUCUCUCCCACCAACGGAGAUUUCACGUUUGUCUCCUCGACAGAGGCUGAAGAGCUCAGCGGCACCAUCAGCGCCCCGGACAUUAAACUGAACAUAGGCGGUGAGAGUGCUAAAGAUCCGUAUGCCACCACCUUCCUGAGGCAGCGAGGCUACGGCUGGCUGCUAGAGGUGGAGGAGGAGGACAAUGAAGAGACCAAACCUCUCCUGGAGGAGCUGGACAUUGACCUGAAGGACAUCUACUACAAAAUCCGAUGUGUGCUGAUGCCAAUGCCAUCGCUGGGAUACAACCGGCAGGUGGUCAGAGACAACCCGGACUUCUGGGGCCCUCUAGCCGUGGUUCUGCUCUUCUCCAUGAUCUCCAUCUAUGGACAGUUCAGGGUUGUGUCUUGGAUCAUCACCAUCUGGAUAUUUGGAUCACUAACAAUCUUCCUGCUGGCUCGUGUUCUUGGUGGUGAGGUUUCCUUCGGCCAGGUUCUGGGAGUGAUUGGAUAUUCCCUUCUUCCCCUCAUCGUUAUAGCUCCACUGCUCUUAGUGAUUGGAGGGUUUGAGGUGGUUUCUACACUAAUCAAACUCUUUGGCGUGUUCUGGGCUGCUUACAGUGCUGCUUCGCUGCUCGUCGGAGAUGAAUUUAAAACAAAGAAGCCCCUCCUCAUAUAUCCCAUUUUCCUUUUGUAUAUCUACUUCCUAUCACUAUAUACUGGUGUGUGACUGGAUGAAGUGAUACUGUGGACCUUUUCAUGAACAGUGACCCUUGAGCAUGGUGUGGGGGGUGGGGGGGGGAACCAGGAUUUUUUUUAAAAGAUGUUUAUUUCUUUUUUAACUCUGUUCUAGACAGUGGGAUGUUGGGAAUAUACAUCAAUGUAUAUAGUUUUGUCUCUUAUGUCGUUGGUCAAUAAAAUGCAUUGUGCUUUUACAGCUUAAAAUUGGGUAUGCAGACUUCUCGUUCAGCAGUGCAAUACAGUCCCCAUAGUUCUGUAUUUACUAGUAGUACAUGAAGUAGGAAGUAGUCAUAGGGUUGUAUAUUAAUUUGAGGUUGUUGUUUUUUUUACACUUUGUCACACAAAAGAAUGUGGUGCCAAAUAUUUGUGUGUGUGUAUAUGUUCAAGGAAGAAUCUGAGAAAAAAGACAGCACCGCACAGAAAGGAGAUUGUCAGUGUUAUGCACUGUAAUGUUCUAUGACAAGUGUCCAUUUAUGCUUUUCAUUUUUCACACUUGUUUUCUUAAUUUAUGGAUUUCAGCAGCAGAAGCAGGUCAACUAAAUCAUUGUCUACUAA
Molecule: messenger RNA, 1458 nt
Organism: Dicentrarchus labrax (European seabass)
Lineage: Eukaryota; Metazoa; Chordata; Actinopteri; Moronidae
Gene: yipf4
Product: Yip1 domain family, member 4
Exons: 6
Coding region: 179-892 (237 amino acids)
Biological process (GO): vesicle fusion with Golgi apparatus; endoplasmic reticulum to Golgi vesicle-mediated transport
Cellular component (GO): membrane; trans-Golgi network
Source: RefSeq, a predicted model, not a curated record